Diversispora eburnea is the source of this 428-nucleotide messenger RNA. NCBI's taxonomy places the organism in Eukaryota, Fungi, Glomeromycota, Glomeromycetes, Diversisporales, Diversisporaceae. The record is from the annotation of a GenBank genome assembly.
AUGGCUGAAGACAAAGAAGCACAAAUAAAUAUAGAUUCUCAAAGCUCUAGCAGUUCUAGCAGCUCUAGCAGUAGUUCUUUUAAUGAUGACAAUCGUGUGAAAGUUUUGGGUGUUUUUAGUGGAAUGUGGUUGAACGUAAAUCAGAUGAUCGGCAGUGGCAUUUAUGCAACUCCCGGUCAAAUUAUGGUUUUGACGCAGAGUGGAGGAAUGACUCUAGUCCUCUAUAUCUUGGGCUUUUUUUACGUUAUGAUUGGAAGUCUUAUUUAUGUAGAAGUGGGGAGCAAAUCUAUUUUGAAACGACGUUUCCUAAUCCCAGAAAAAUGGUGGCGUAUAUUUUCAGUUUUAGCACAAUUGUCAGCUUCUCAAUAUAUUUAUUAUGCAAUUCAUAAAAAUUCUGCAUCAGAGGAUUUGCAUAAACUGGAAUUUUG